Cebus imitator (Panamanian white-faced capuchin) is the source of this 9736-nucleotide messenger RNA. It is a transcript of the gene ZNF81, whose product is annotated as zinc finger protein 81. The transcript is spliced from 5 exons. Gene Ontology annotation, biological process: regulation of transcription by RNA polymerase II. Gene Ontology annotation, molecular function: RNA polymerase II cis-regulatory region sequence-specific DNA binding; DNA-binding transcription factor activity. The record is from RefSeq and is a predicted model, not a curated record. The coding region runs from base 2050 to 4035 and encodes 661 amino acids. NCBI's taxonomy places the organism in Eukaryota, Metazoa, Chordata, Mammalia, Primates, Cebidae.
UUUCACUGUGUUACCCAGGUUGGACUCAAACUCCUGGGCUAAAGUGAUCCUCUCACCUUGGCCUCCCAAUGUGCUGAGAUUAUAGGUAUGAGCCAUUGUGGCUAGCUACAUUGAUCAUUUCAAAUGACCAGCUCUUUUUUCUUUAAGCGUCCUAUUAUAUUUAUUUGAUUUAGCAAAGGUUUUAUUUUUAUUAAUUACUUCCUGGUUUUAGUUUUUGUUUUGCUUAAUUUUGUUUUUUUUUACUUCUAAUGUUUUUGGUUGAAGACAUAGCUCAUUUUGGGAUUGUAUUUAUUUUUAAUUAAGAUCAAAGCUGUUUAAAACAGUAAAUUUCACUCUAAAUAAUGCUGUACUUCAUAACUUCUGGUAAAUUUGUAUUGAUUUCCCAGUUGGAUCCUGGGUUAUUUAGGAAAAAGUUUCUUUUCUUCCCCUUUUUAAAAAUAAGAUUUAUUUAGGUUUAUUCCAAUACCAUAAAAUUCACCCACUUAAAGUAUGCAGCUCGGUGGUUUUUAGUAUAUUAACAGAAUUGUGCAGCCAUCACCAUAAUCUAACUUUAGAACCUUUUCAACACCCCCAAAAGAAAUGCUGUCCUCAUUAGCAGACGUUCACCAUUCAUGCCACCUCAUACCCCCAGUCCUAGGCAACCACUGUUUUAUUUCUGUCUCUGUGGAUUUGCCUAUUCUGGAUAUUUCACAUGAAUGGAUACAAAAUAUGUGGUCUUUUGUGACUGGCUUCUUUCACUUAGAGUAGCAUUUUCAAGGUUCAUCCAUGUUGUAGUAGGUAUCAGUACUUCUUUUGUAUUACCAAAUGUUGUAAUAUUCCAUUGGUGUGUGUGUGUGUAUAUAUAUAUGCCAAAUUUUGUUUAUCCAUUCAUCAGUUGACAUUAAACAUUUGGAUUGUUUCUCCUUUUUGGCUGCUAUGAAUAAUGCUGCUGUGAAUAUUUGUGUGCAAGUUUUGGAAUGGACAUGGGUUUUUUUAUUUCUCUUGCAGAGACACCUAUGAGAGAUAUUUCUGUGUUUUAUGGUGACUCUAUGGUUGAUAUUUUGAGAAACUGACAAAUUAUUUUUCAGAGUGAGUGCACCAUUUUACAAUCCAAACAGCAAUGUAUGAGAGCUCCAAUUUCUUCAUAUCUCACCAACACUUGUUAUUGUCUUUUCUUCUUCUUAGGCAUUUUAGUGGAUGUGAGAUGGUCUCCUAACUCAUGAAAGAUUAUGGUUUUGAUUUGCAUUUUCCUAAUGACUGAUGUUGUUGAACAUUUUAUGUUAAUGAUCAGAGAAUGUAAGCCUGUCAAUUCCCAACAUUAAAACAUUUAUCAGAUUUUUUGGUAGCCAAGUUAUUUGAAAGAAUUUGUAGAAGUUCCAUGACUAUAAGAGAAGAAAGCAUAUUUUCUCUCUUGCUUUGAUAUAACAUCCUUUUAGUGUUUUUAAAAUUUAACUUGCUCAUGCCUUUUAUUUUACUCUUUAUUUAUUUUACUUUAUUUUUUCCUCUUCAUCUCAUUCUUACUUCUUAAGUUCCUCUUCUUUUUAAGUAGAUAUUUUCCCUUUCCUAACAAGAAUGACUAAAUCUGCAGUGCCUCUAAUAAUUGAUCAGAAUAAAAUUGUACUUCAACUUAGACACAGAGACACUCUGUCUUCUCUAGCUAGUUCCCUCAGUGGGGAAACAGUUUUACCUCUGGAUAUUUUUGAGUUAAUUAAAAAACUUUAGUCCCAGGCUGUUACUAUUUCCCCUGUAGCAUGUCUCUUCUGUUUCAAGAAAUUUUACUUAACUUUUUUAUUCUGAAUUUAGGGUCAUAUUUUCACUGUCUGUCAAACAGAACCACAUUUAUUUUGAGCCUACCAUGGAAAAGGUAUCAUAUGAUACAGCUUUGACAACGUGAACUUUGGAGCCAGGGUUCUUGGAGUCUCUGCAGAGUCCCUGGGCCAGAUCUCAUAGUGAAGGUUGCAGUAUCUUCCUUCUGAUCCCAGCAGUUCCCGUUGAGUCCACUGAUCCCACUGGAAUUCUAGAGUUGUCUGCAAGAAAGCCCGGGGGCUGAAGUCCAAGUCCGUCGGGAACAUGCCAGCUAACGAGGACACUCCCCAGCCAGGGGGACAUGGCAGUGCCUGUGAGGUAUCAGUGUCAUUUGAGGAUGUGACUGUGGACUUCAGUAGAGAAGAGUGGCAGCAACUGGACUCUACUCAAAGACGCCUGUACCAGGAUGUAAUGUUGGAGAACUACAGCCACCUGCUGUCAGUGGGGUUCGAAGUCCCCAAACCAGAGGUCAUCUUCAAGUUGGAGCAAGGAGAGGGGCCGUGGACAUGGGAAGGGGAAACUCCACAUCACAGCUGUUCAGAUGGGAAAUUUGGAAUUAAGCCUUCCCAGAAAAGAAUUUCUGGAAAAUCUACAUUCCAUAGUGAAAUGGAGGGUGAAGAUACACGAGAUGAUUCAUUGUAUUCUAUUUUAGAAGAAUUGUGGCAAGAUGCUGAACAGAUAAAGAGAUGUCAGGAAAAACAAAACAAACUUCUGAGUCACACUACUUUCCUCAGUAAGAAAAUAUUGAAUACAGAGUGGGAUUAUGAAUAUAAAGACAUUGGAAAAUUUGUCCAUUCAAGCCCAAAUCCCAUUCUUUCACAGAAAAGACCCCAUAAACGUGAUUCAUUUGGGAAGAGUUUUAAGCAUAAUUUAGACUCACACAUUCAUAAUAAAAGCAAUGCAGCAAAGAACCUGGAUAAAACUAUUCGGCAUGGUCAGGUUUUCACCCAGAGCUCUUCCUAUAAUCACCACGAAAGUACCCAUGCAGGCGUGAAGUUCUGUGAACGUAAUCAGUGUGGAAAAAUCCUCAGCCUCAAACAUUCACUCAGUCAAAAUGUGAAAUUUCCCAUUGGAGAGAAAGCAAACACAUGUACUGAAUUUGGGAAGAUCUUUACCCAGAGGUCACACUUCUUUGCUCCUCAGAGAAUUCAUACUGUGGAAAAACCUCAUGAGCUUAGCAAAUGUGUAAAUGUUUUUACACAGAAGCCACUACUCAGUAUAUAUCUGAGAGUUCAUAGAGAUGAAAAACUCUACAUAUGUACUAAAUGUGGGAAGGCCUUCAUCCAGAAUUCAGAAUUAAUUGUGCAUGAGAAAACUCAUACUAGAGAGAAACCCUUUAAAUGCAAUGAAUGUGGGAAAUCAUUUUUCCAGGUAUCAUCUCUACUCAGGCAUCAGACAACUCAUACUGGAGAAAAACUCUUUGAAUGCAGUGAAUGUGGUAAAGGGUUCUCCCUGAACUCAGCCCUCAAUAUACAUCAGAAAAUUCAUACUGGAGAGAGACAUCACAAAUGCAGUGAGUGUGGGAAAGCCUUUACCCAAAAAUCAACACUCAGGAUGCAUCAGAGAAUUCAUACAGGAGAGAGGUCUUAUAUCUGUACUCAGUGCGGGCAGGCCUUCAUCCAGAAGGCACACUUGAUUGCACAUCAAAGAAUUCAUACUGGAGAGAAGCCUUAUGAAUGCAGUGACUGUGGGAAAUCUUUCCCUUCUAAGUCACAACUCCAGAUGCAUAAGCGAAUUCACACCGGCGAGAAACCCUAUAUAUGCACUGAAUGUGGGAAGGCUUUCACCAACAGGUCAAAUCUCAAUACUCACCAGAAGUCUCAUACUGGAGAAAAGUCUUAUAUAUGUGCUGAAUGUGGUAAGGCCUUCACUGACAGGUCAAAUUUCAAUAAACACCAGACCAUUCAUACUGGAGAGAAACCCUAUGUUUGUGCUGAUUGUGGGAGGGCCUUCAUCCAGAAGUCAGAGUUGAUUACACAUCAGAGAAUUCAUACUACAGAGAAGCCUUAUAAAUGUCCUGACUGUGAGAAAUCCUUCUCCAAGAAACCACAUCUCAAAGUACAUCAACGAAUUCACACAGGGGAGAAACCAUAUAUAUGUGCAGAAUGUGGGAAAGCCUUCACUGAUAGGUCAAAUUUCAAUAAACAUCAAACAAUUCAUACUGGAGAUAAACCCUAUAAAUGCAGUGACUGUGGAAAGGGCUUCACCCAGAAAUCAGUUCUCAGUAUGCAUCGCAAUAUUCAUACAUGAAAGUAACCCUGUUUCUUGAAAAUGAGAGCCUUAUCACAAAAGUCAGGUCUAACUAUAUAUUAUAAAAUUCAUCCAAGACAGAUCCUAUAUGAAUAUGUUAUCUCACUUGAGAUGGAAAAAAAUUAUUCAGAAGAAACACUCUUAAGAAUGCACUGAAGGAGGGAGAAUUUCUAUAUUUGCACAGCCUCAUGAAAUAUAGUAGAAGUCAUUGGGAAAAACGUUGUCAGUUUGGUGUGGUAGGAAAAGCCUUCCUAUAGAAAGUAUUAUAAGUCAAAUUGUUACCAAAUUCUUCAUAGGAAGGAGAGUGCAAAUUAUGUAAAUGAUGGUCAUGUUUACUGUGUUACAUUAAACAAUUUAAAGUGAUAACAAAAUGAAAGGUAGUGCAGCAAAAUAAUAUAACUGAUGAGUAGACCUGUCAGUUCUAUAGGGCAUUUGUGGCAGAACACAGUACAUAACAGGAGGAAUAUUAAUUUUUUUCAAAUUUAGAAUAUGUUCAUCAAAUGUUUCUUACUGAAUAUGUCUAUCAAAUAUGUUUCUUACUGAAUAUUUCUAUCAAGUGAAUCCACAGUUUAAAAGUCACUUUGGUUUUAUAUAUACACACAUCUGCAGAUAUAAUUUUAUAUGAACACACAAAUACAGUCCUAUCAUUCAUACUGGUUUCCAUGACAUAGUAUCCAUGACAUGUUUUCUUUCUUUGUGGUACAAUGCAGAGUAGCCACAGAUUCCUCCCAUCCCAAGUAGCAUCUCUUUGUCUACUACUUGACUUUGAACUUGGCCAUGUGACUUCCUUUGGCCAAUGAACAUUAGCAAAGAGAAUCAAUAAGAAGCUUGAGAAGUGUGCAAAGCCUGCCUUGAAGCUUAACCUCUCUUGCUGCUCUUUGCAAACUUGAGAAAUCUCGAAUUGCCCUACUGGGGGAUGAAAAACCACCACAUGGAGCAGUGGUGAGCCGCCCUGCUGAGGCCCCUUAGACCAAGUAGCCUGCCAAUUGUCAGAAUUAGGAGUGAGGUUUUCCCAGACCUCCACACCAGCUGAGCCAGCCUAGCUCAGAAGAGCCAUACCAGUUAUUCCAGCCAAUUUACAGAAUUGUGAGAUAAAUAAAAUUAUUACAGUUUUAAUCAACAUAAGUUUUAGGGGUAGUUUGUUGUACAGAAAAUGCUAAGUAAUAUUUGAAAGUAUAUGAUUGGGGGAGGGGGCAUAGUGGACCAAAACAUGACAUGUGGCAUUGGCUUUGGGUCUGAGUGGCAGGUAGAAACUGGAAAAAUAGUGAGGAAAUCUGUUAACAAAGGUUGGAUAGAUGGCAACCCAUGUUAUUUAGUAGGGAAAAAUAUAGAAAAGCAAUUGUCAUCAUACUCUGUGGGAAGAUAGAGAAUGGACCAAAUGAACUUAUGGAUCUGGCUAAGGAGAUUUGCAGCAGUAUAUGGGAAGUAUCAGAUUGCUUCUUUUAGCUGCAUAUAAGAUACAGAAAGAGAGAAAUGAACUAAAGAAAUAACUUAUCCAUUGGCAAGCAGAAUUCAGAAGACAUACAGAAAAGCCAAGGAUUGCUGGGUUGGAAAAUAACAGUUUCACAUCGCUAGUCUCUCCAGCAAUCAAAAUAUUCUCAAGGUAAAACAUGGCCUCAGGGUAAAGAUCAAAUCAUGGUUGUGUCUAUAAGACUCUGUAUUACAAUGUGUGAAAUAGUUAAGUUGGUGCUUAGGAGACCAUCUCAGCUAAACUUAAGGGCUUCUAAAAAAUCUUCAUGACAUUGUCCCAUAGAAGCCUGACAUACUACUCAAAGCGGAGAAAGAUCUAUCUUUGAAACAAUUUCUGAUGUUGCAUUUGGGGAAAGGUGUAGAUCCAAACCAGAUUCAUAGGAAACAAAGUUUUUAAUAGAGUUUUACUAGUAAUACUACCUCCAGGUUGGACUUCCAGGGACCCAAACAGUUCAAAAUGAAAAGUGGCCCCUGGAUUCCCCUCCCUAACUUCUAUGAAUAGGAUACAAGCUGAGAAAGUUACUCAGUUGCAAGCAUGGUCCAUUUCUUAUGGGAAAUGAAGGGCAUCUCAGAGGGAAGACCCAAGAACAAUAUAUUAAAAUGGACUGAGGAGCCAUUCCCAGUGAGAACUGUGCCCUAAUCAAGAAACAUUAUCUGCCCCUGGAGCCAGGGGAACUGACAUUUGCUCUUUGGGAUUUCAGAAUUGUUAUGGAACAGUGACUUAUAUGUGUCUCUUGGUCCUCUUUUUGAAUGGGAGUGUCUAACACAGUUAUCCUGUACCUAUCCCACCAUUGUAUAUAUUGGGUAUGUGUUGGGGGCAUAUAACUUGUCAUUUAGCUCACAGGUGUCUGGAUCAAGAAACUGAAAAACUGUACCCAGGGAACCUCAGCCACAACUGAACCUGAUACAGAAGACUUGAGAUCCUGGAUUGGAACGUGACGCCACAAUUUUGGAUGAGAAAUUUGGACAUCCUGGAACAGGGGUGAACAUAUUUUGCAUGAUGGGUGGUAAUGUGAAUAAUUUGUGACCAGAAGACAUACUGUGUUAGAUAGAAAAAUGCUACAGAUGUCUUCGUCCCUAUCUAUGUGCCCUUUUUCAGUCUUUAUAUCUCUGUGUUUCAGUUAGAAUAAUUUCUGUUGAUCUAUCUUCAAGUUCACUGAUUUUUUUUCCCUUACCCUGGCUCUGUCAAGUCUGCUGAUGAAACUAUUGAAGGCAUUCUUCAACUCAGUUAGAUUUUAUUUUUAUUUCUAAUAUUUCCAUUUGAUUCUUAUAGUUUUCAUAUUUCUGCUGAAAUUCCCCAUCUUCUCAUGCAUGUUCAUGUUUUCCCCUAUACCCUUUGUCUUAGUUUGGGCUGCUGUGACAAAGCACCGCAGAUUUGAUGGCUUAUAAACAAUGGAAAUUUAUUUCUCACAGUUCUAGAGCCUGAAAAUCUGAGAUCAGAAUCCAGCAUGGUUGGGUCUUGGUGACGGCCCUCUUCAAGGUUGCAAACUGCUGACUUCUUAUAUUUUCCCAUGUCUACAGAUAGAGAGCUCUUUGGGAUCCCUUUUAUAAGGGCACCAGUCCCAUUCAUGAGGUCUCCACCCACAUUAACUAGCUACCUCCCGAAGGCUCUACCUCCUAAUACCAUCACAUUGAGGAUUAGGAUUUUAACAUAUGAAUUUGUGGGGGGAUGCAAAUGUUCAGCCCAUAGUACCCUCUAACAUAUUAAUCAUAGUUAUUUUAAACUCCCUGUCUGAUAGUUCCAACUAGCAGGUCAACUCAGUCUAGAUCUGUUGAUUGCUUUGUCUCUUAGUGGUGAGUUGUCUUCUCUUGCUCUUUUGCAUCUAAUAAUUUUUGGCUGAAUGUCAGAUGUUGUAUGUAGGGUAGUAGAAACUGAGAUAAAUAGCAGUUAUUCCUGGAAAUAGCCAUGGUUGCCCUUUUGAUAGGCCAUUAGCAUGGGGGGAUUGAAUCCAUCUAGUCAGAAGUUAGGCUGAGUUUGUGCUUCUUUGUUGCCAGUGUUACCUUUGCUGUACCAUAGACUUAAAAUUCCUCUAAUGUUAUCUUGUGCUUGAGGUAGGCUCUGGUUUGCCCAGAGAAUUUUUAUUAUUCCCAGACCACACUUGCCUUUAGGCCUGUAGGCCUUUCCUGUGUGCUAGCAUCUCAGGGAGGGCCACUCUCCAUGUUAUUGCCUCUAUAUUUGUAGUAGACAAACUGUUAUUACUUGGUUCUGGCUGACCUGGUGAGUUGGGGGCGGGGGUUGUCCUGGGCCAGCCUCAGUUUUUGUCAGGUCCUGCAUCCCUGGGUCUUGAGGGUGAGGUUUUUCGGUAAUCCUACCCUCUUCCACUGGUAGAAGGCCUUUAAUGAUCUGGGCCCUGAAUGGUCUCCUGCCCUUUUACCAUGGGUGGAAUUUUUUUUUUCAAUUUCCCUCACUCAAGUCACAGUGAGGGAAAUUGAAACUUUCCUGUGUCCUGAGGGCAGCAAGGUUGCUGAACUUCUAGUGGCUUAAGGAUUUUGUUCUGUAAGGGAGUAGGGUCCCACUGGGGCUUUGUGCCAUUUCUAUAUUAGCAGCAGUCCCCUUGCAGUCCUACCCCAUGGAGGUAGGCUUUCUCCAGUCUUCUUCCUUGCCCCUGUGUUUCUUGUGAGCAUUCAGUGGAUGUCUAUGGAGAAGAGCCUGUAAGUAGAGGCCAACUACCCUUAGGUCUACAGCUCUCACGAGUCUCCCACACUCAACUUUUAGCAAUUCAUUAAAAAUUCUUGUUGAAUUCUUACUGCUUAUAUGGUGGCCUCAUCUUCUUCCUUCCUGCUUUCAAGCUAGUUGGUUGCUCUAUAAUCUUAGCUCUCUGAAGUGCUCAAGAAAAAUAAUGUUUUUGCAGAUUACCCAGCUUUAUUCUUGUUAUAAAGAUGGGAGCAGUGUUCUUUCCAGAUGUCUGCAUCCUAGGCAGAAACUAGAAGUCUGGACAGUCUCUACUGUCUCCUACUGUCAGAAUAUAUGCCCCUUUUCAGUGUGACUUUGCCACUUCACCCAUCAAGAGGUAGGAUCUAUUUCUUCACCCCUGAAACUGGGCUUGACCAUUUGUUGGCCAAUGGGACAUCAACAAAUAUUAUACAAGCAGAGGCUUGAGAAGUGCCUGCACAAUGAGGCUUACCUGCUUUUGCAGCUCUUUGGAAUCCUGAACCUGUGUGUGAAAAAGCCUGAACUGUGCUGUUGGAAAAUGAGAGAGAUCACAUGCAGCAGUAAGAUCACAUGGAGCAAAGACCAGCCAUCCCAGUUGAACCACCCUACACCAACACCACAUGUCACAACUAUCUGACAGGAAUAAUGCAUCUAUAAACCAAUUAACAGCUGAGGCUCCCUAGCACCUUCAGAGGGAGCAUGGCCCUGCUGAUACCAUGAUUCAGAUCUCUAGCCUCUGGAACUAUAAGACAAUUUCUGCUGUUUUAGGCUGCCUAAUUUGUGGUAGUUUGUUAUAGCAGCCCUAGGAAUCAAAUAUGCUUCUUAGUUAAAUCUAUGAUAGGUACUAGUGUAUGAAGCCAUCCUAGGCAUCCAGUCUUGGUCAACACAACUUUGGUUGGCAGCCUCCGACAUAACUCUGAAUGAUCCCCACCUCUUGGUAUUUGUGCUCUUAUAUAAUGCCCUCCUCUUGAGCUUAGACUGGAGUUAGUGACUUGGUUCUAGUGAAAAGAAUGAGGCAGAGGUAAUGGGAUUUCAUGUCCAAGAUUAGUUACAAAAAGACUGUGGCAUCCAUUUUGGGUGCUUGCUUACUUUCUCAGAUGGCUCAUCAUAGGGGAAACCUGCCACAUCAUGAGAUAGCCCUGUGGAAAGAACCACAUGAGUGAACUUAGAAUCAUAUCCUCCCCAAGUUUAGCCUUCAGAUGAGGACCACAGCCAGAUAGCUUGACUCGUGAGAGACCUUCAGCCAGAGGCAUCUUUUGAGCCACACUUGAAUUCGUGACCCACAGAAACUGUGAGAUAAUAAAUGUUGUUUUAAGCUGCUAAAUUUCAGCGUAAUUCGUUACACAGUAAUAGUUUAAUAAUAUACUGGCCCAGAUUAGGAAGGUUCUGCCAUCCAUCCCAGCCAUCCCAAACAAUUACCAGAAUAAUGGAUUAAAACAUUAAUUAAGUCACUAAGUUUUGGGUGGCAUGAUACCAACCCAGAAAAAGCUAACUGAUAUAUUUAUUAUUUGUUGCAUUUCUUCCUCCACUGUUCUUCCCUAACAGAUAACCAAUACUAAUCAACUACUGAGAACACUU